AUGCCUUCUGUAAAGAUUGCUUGGAACAAAUCAACCUAUGACAACGUGGAGAUUGGAGACUUGAAGACGGGAUUGGAUUUCAAGAAGAAAUGCCAAGAAUUAACUGGUGUUCCUCCUGAAAAACAAAAGGUCAUGGGAUUGGGAGCCGGUCUUUUGAAAGAUGAUGCUGAUUUGUCUAGUUUGAAAGUCAAACAAGGUCAACUUGUUAGAGUGAUGGGAUCAACGGAACCAGUACCAGAAGCACCAAAAGAAAAGAUUGUUUUUAUAGAAGAUGCUGUUAAAGAAGGUGGAGAAGUUGGCGAAAUGACGUAUUAUCCAGCUGGUUUGGAAAAUUUAGGAAACACUUGCUACAUGAAUUCUGUAGUUGAAACUUUGAGAUAUGUUCCUGAAUUGAGACAGUCACUCGACACCUUUGAUCAAACCACUGUGAGUGAUUUGUACGAAAAGGAUAAGUCUCUUACUACAGAGUUGAAAAACCUUUUUAACAAUUUGGACGCCAAGCAUGAAUCUUUUGCUCCAAUUACCUUCUUGACUGCUUUAAGAUCUGCCUACCCUCAAUUUGCAGAGAAGGACCGUAAUGAACUUGGCGAAUUCUAUGCUCAACAAGAUUCCGAUGAAUUUCUCACAAACUUGUUAGGUUCUCUUGAGAAUACUCUCAGACAAAAUGACCAGAAUAUUAUCAAGGAAUUAUUUGAAGGUGAAUUUGAAGUCAAACUUCAAUGCACUGAGUGUGAAGAACCACCAGUUGUGACCAAGGAGAGUUGGAAGAAAUUGUCAUGUUUCAUUUCUCAACAAAUUAAUAAUUUACCUUUUGGAUUACAAAAGAGCUUGGAAGGAACUGUUGAAAAGGAAUCUCCAACUCUUGGAAGAGUGGCUGUAUAUUCUAAAAUUCAGAGAAUUAGCAAAUUGCCAAAUUAUUUAGUGAUCAACUUUGUUCGAUUUUACUGGAAGCAAAAACAACAACUGAAAGCAAAAGUUCUCAGAGAAGUACAAUUUCCAUCAAUUCUUGACGUUUUCGAUUUGUGCAGUGAAGAAUACAAGAACAAGUUGAAGCCCGCCAGAGAAAAGAUGAGAGAACUUAGAGAAGAGGAAAUGAAAAAGAAGAAAGAAGAAUCCCUUUCUGGCACCUCACAAGCAAACAAGAAACAAAAAACUGAAAACCAAAAAGAUUUAACACCACUCUAUCAAGUCGAUGAAAGUGGAUGGUAUGAAUUAUGUGCUGUUGUCACUCACAAAGGAAGAGCAGCCAAUGAGGGUCACUAUGUUGGUUGGGUGAAGGCUGAUUCAGGCCAAUGGCUUGAGUUUGACGAUGAUGAUGUUACAGCAGUCACAGAAGAGGAUAUUAAGAAGUUAAGUGGAGGUGGUGAUUGGCAUUGUUCCUAUAUUUGUCUCUACAGAAAGUGUAGGACUGCUCCAUAA
Naegleria lovaniensis is the source of this 1419-nucleotide messenger RNA. RefSeq lists its product as uncharacterized. The transcript has 3 exons. The coding region runs from base 1 to 1419 and encodes 472 amino acids. Gene Ontology annotation, molecular function: proteasome binding; protein binding; cysteine-type deubiquitinase activity. The record is from RefSeq and is a predicted model, not a curated record. NCBI's taxonomy places the organism in Eukaryota, Heterolobosea, Eutetramitea, Acrasida, Naegleriidae. Gene Ontology annotation, biological process: protein deubiquitination; proteasome-mediated ubiquitin-dependent protein catabolic process; regulation of proteasomal protein catabolic process.